AUGACAAGCCGCGAUUUGAGACUGAAGGCGACAAAUGAGUUGCUUAACAAUAUGCGUGUGAUUAAGUUUCAAGCGUGGGAAGAGUAUUUCGGUAACAAAAUUCAACAGUUUCGUGAAGCCGAGCAUGGAUGGAUUGGGAAAUUCUUGUACAAUUUUGCUGUUAACUUGGGCGUAUUGAAUGCUGCACCAUUAAUUGUAACUGUUCUUACCUUUGGAACUGCAACUUUUAUUGGAAUUCCUUUGAAUCCUGGCACUGUUUUCAUAAUAACUUCGAUUAUCAAGAUACUUCAAGAACCUUUGAGGACUUUUCCUCAGGCUCUUGUGGCGGUUUCUCAAGCAACAAUAUCUUUAGGGAGGUUGGAUGAGUUCAUGAUGAGCAAGGAAAUGGAUGAGAAUGCAGUGCAAAAAGAGGAGAGUUGUGACGAUGAUGUAGCAGUGGAGAUAAAAGAUGGGAAAUUCUCAUGGGAUGAUAACGAUGAGAAUGAUGCUUUGAGAGUUGAUGAGUUGGAAAUUAAGAAAGGGAAUCAUGCUGCUGUUGUAGGAACUGUUGGUUCAGGCAAGUCUUCAUUAUUGGCUUCUUUGUUGGGAGAAAUGUUCAAGAUCUCAGGAAAGGUAAGAGUUUGUGGGACGACAGCGUAUGUAGCACAAACAUCAUGGAUUCAGAACGCAACCAUCAAAGAAAACAUACUGUUUGGUUUACCAAUGAACAUGGACAAGUAUAGGGAAGCUUUAAGAGUAUGCUGUCUUGAGAAGGAUCUUGAAAUGAUGGAAUAUGGUGAUGAGACUGAGAUUGGAGAGCGCGGAAUAAACCUCAGUGGUGGUCAGAAACAACGCGUACAGCUUGCUAGAGCUGUAUAUCAGGACACUGACAUCUAUCUCCUUGAUGAUGUAUUCAGUGCUGUUGAUGCUCAAACAGGAUCUUUUAUUUUUAAGGAAUGUAUCAUGGGAACUCUCAAAGAUAAGACAGUUUUACUUGUAACCCACCAAGUUGAUUUCCUGCAUAAUGUUGACUAUAUAAUGGUGAUGCGUGAAGGGAGAGUAGUGCAAAGUGGAAAGUAUGAGGAACUUCUCAAAGCAGGCCUAGAUUUUGGUGCACUUGUAGCAGCUCAUGAAUCCUCGAUGGAGAUAGCAGAAACAGGAGACAAAACAGUUGAUGAUUCAGCUCAAUCUCCAAUACUUGCUCGCAUCGCAUCGAAAGAAAAAGAAAGCGGAGUUGAAAAGCAGUCUUCUCAAGAUCAAUCUAAUAAAACUGCAGCAAAGCUCAUUGAAGAUGAGGGAAGAGAAACUGGACAUGUGAGCAUUAAAGUAUACAAACAAUAUUUCACAGAAGCAUUUGGAUGGUGGGGAAUAGCACUUGUAGUAGCAAUGUCAGCGGGUUGGGUGUUGUCAUUUUUGGCUGGUGACUAUUGGCUAGCAAUUGCUACAUCAGAUGGUUCUGGCAUUCCUUCAUUUACUUUCAUUGCCGUCUAUGCUGCUAUAUAG
Vicia faba (fava bean) is the source of this 1482-nucleotide messenger RNA. The record is from the annotation of a GenBank genome assembly. Lineage: Eukaryota; Viridiplantae; Streptophyta; Magnoliopsida; Fabales; Fabaceae.